GGAGCUCUCGCGAGAUCUCGCGCUGCCGGAGUCGGAAGAGGAGCGGUGUUUGGAGCCGCUGUUUGUUGUUGUUUGUUUAUUAGGUGUUUAUCGCGGAUCCUCGGGCAGAAUGGCGGGGUUUCUCGGCGCAGCGCUGCUGGGAUUUAUCUGGGCCGCGCUGCUGUGCUGCUGCUCGGCGUCGGCCGACGUGUUUGACGGGGUUUUGGGCAGCACGGCCUCCUGCCACAGAACCUGCAGGAUGACCUACAGCCUGCACACCUACCCGCGGGAGGAGGAGCUUUACGCCUGUCAGAGAGGCUGCAGACUCUUCUCCAUCUGCCAGUUCGUUGGAGACAGCGAGAACCUCAAUCAGACCAAAUCCGAGUGUGAUUCUGCGUGUCAUGAGGCCUAUAGUCAGGGAGAUGAGCAGUACGCCUGCAGUCUGGGCUGUCAGAGUCAGCUUCCAUUCGCUGAGCAGAGGCAGGAGCAGUUAUUGGCCAUGAUGCCCCGGAUUCACCUCCUGUACCCGCUGACUCUGGUGAGGGGCUUUUGGGAUGAUGUCAUGAGCCAAGCCCACAACUUCAUCACCUCAUCCUGGACUUUCUACCUCCAGGCAGACGAUGGCAAAGUCGUCGUUUUCCAGACGGCUCCACACGUCCAGUUUGUUCCUCCGUAUGACUUUCAGAAAGAGGACCUGAAAGAGGACAUGCAGAGCUCAUAUGAAGGGGUGAAUGAGCCUGUUUAUAAAGACUACCACAGAGACUACAUCCAGGAAAGAGGAGUGAUCAUGUCCAGAGAUCAUAGCAGCUCACAGGACGAGUACAACCUGUUCAACUGCCUGUCCAGGAACCCCUGGUUGCCUGGAUGGAUUUUGACGACCACUCUGGUUCUGUCUGUGCUGGUUCUGAUCUGGAUCUGCUGCGCCACAGUCGCCACUGCAGUGGACCAGUAUGUUCCAGCUGAGAAACUGAGCAUUUAUGGAGAUAUGGAGUUCAUGAAGGAUCAGAAGUUGACCCCUUACCCACAGUCCUCUCUGGUGAUCGUCAGCUCAGUGAAGGAGGACGAGGCCGGGCCGCUCCCACCCAAGGUUCAGCUGGACCGCUCUGAUAUUUAAGGUUUACUGGUUCUGCACAGCAGGAAGAAUCAGAUGAAGCGAGAUUCCGAUCGCUGUUUAACGUCUUACUCCUCAGCAUUCUCCUCCUCCGUCUGUAGAAGCGAUUCUGUCAUCAGGCACUUUUCCUUUGCGUUUCAGGUUCUGGGCUGUUUUUUUUUGACUGCAGGUGAAGACUCUGUCUGUAUAUUUGGGGGGGGGGGGGGGGGAAUUGCGGGUUUUUAUGCCCAUUUCUAGUGAUGAAGUGCUAUUUUUUUUUAUUACAGUUGAUUUAUUUUAGUGAUCACUAACGACGUGUGGACUGAGGCUUAAAUUCUUUCUUUGUGUGUGUGUGUGUGUGUGUGCGUAGCACAAUGGAGGUUCUGAUGUUAUUAUGUGUGUAUAUAUAUGAUGUGAUCAUAAUCAUCUCCUCACUGAAGAGGCAUUAAAGGAAGAGAUAAAACAGGCUAAUGGUAACAUGGCUAAAUAACAGUGCUAAUUGGUGGCUAUUCGCUUUUAUUUAGCGAUAGCGACGUUAGCUCUUAUUGGAUGGAGGUUUUCCAUUAACUGAAUGAUGAUGAUUAGUUAUUUUGUCUCACAUGGACUCUCAUAAAGUGAAUCAUAAAGUGGAAGGUAAGCGCUAUGAGUAGGGUUUUAGGUACUGAAAAUUAAACUUUUGUAAAGUUCUGUUUGUCUUUUGCUUUGUUGGAAAAAUUCCAGAAUAAAAACCCAGUUGUUUCAA
Messenger RNA from Astyanax mexicanus (Mexican tetra), 1811 nucleotides. It is a transcript of the gene tmem59, whose product is annotated as transmembrane protein 59. The record is from RefSeq and is a predicted model, not a curated record. Gene Ontology annotation, biological process: positive regulation of autophagy. NCBI's taxonomy places the organism in Eukaryota, Metazoa, Chordata, Actinopteri, Characiformes, Acestrorhamphidae. Bases 110 to 1093 code for a protein of 327 amino acids. Gene Ontology annotation, cellular component: late endosome; lysosome. The transcript is spliced from 8 exons.